Molecule: messenger RNA, 537 nt
Organism: Aureobasidium melanogenum CBS 110374
Lineage: Eukaryota; Fungi; Ascomycota; Dothideomycetes; Dothideales; Saccotheciaceae
Exons: 3
Coding region: 1-537 (178 amino acids)
Biological process (GO): endoplasmic reticulum to Golgi vesicle-mediated transport
Source: RefSeq, a predicted model, not a curated record
AUGGCAUCAAGAUUCCACCAACGCGACACCAACCGCUCCUCCCUCUUUUCGGGCUACGACCAACGCUCCUCGCGCCCAACCUCGACAUCGCCAAACCCGUACGCGGCAAGCAACGGCUACAACAUCCCUUCUUCUUCCUCUUCAAACAACACAUUCUCUGCAUACCCGGGAAGCAACCCAGCCAUAGAAAGAAACAGCUCUGGCGCGAGUUUCCGCACAGCGACGCCAGAUAAACGCGGUGCGUUUAGCGAUGCAGUGCUUUCGGAGUUGGAGUCGCAGAAUGAUGAGCAAGUGUCGGAGAUGAGUAAGAAGGUUGGCAUGUUGAAAGAUCUCACUCUGCGUAUUGGCGAUGAAAUCCGCGACUCUACCGCGCUGGCGGAAAAGAUGAAUGAUCAGUUCUCGAAUACGAGUAAUAAGCUCAAGGGAACUAUGAAUCGCAUGCUGCGUAUGGCGCAAAGCACGGGUGUGGGUUGGAAGGUGUGGCUCAUCUUCUUUGCCUUUGUCAUUUUCUUGUUCUGGUAUGUCUGGUUGUUCUAG